CAACUGCGUCAACUUCGAUCCAGCUGUAACUUUCACUUUCACUUCACGGCACUUGGACGGGAAAAUAAACCAUCAGCGACAUAUAGAACAGCUAGUAAAGGGUUUAUGGUCAGGAUAGACUCUAUCUAACUGCAUUUACCUGUCUUCUUUAUUAACUGAGUUUCGUUUUCGUCCGUCAGGUCAUGGCUGACAUCUGCAAUAACCGCCCGAUAAAUGGCAAGAUGGACGGUGGUGCGGAGGAGGAAGGAAGUGAAUUAAAAGUGGCCAAGAUGGAGCUCGAGAAAUGGAAGACUCAAGCAGAGAAAGCUGAUGAUGUCAAAGCCAGGCUGAUACUGGAAAAACUGGAAGAAGAUGAAGCCAAGACAAAGGCCCAGCAGGAGAUGAUUGCUUGUGUUAAAAAGCAAGAGGAGUGUCAGAAGGAAUUCACUCAGAGCAUGGACACAGUGCAGGAGGAAAUCCUGAAGCUUGGUAAGCGCAGACAGGAUUUGCUGGACAAAGUAAAGAGAUGUCAAGCUGAAUUAGAGGCCAAGAGGGUUGAGUCCACCCAACUGAAGCAGAAAUUUAAGAUCUAUGCCCAGAUUCCAGACACAGAAGUGAAGUUCAGCCGUCAGAAUAAAGAGGAGGGGGAUGAUGACAGUCAGCCAAUCACAGGAGUGUUUGCCAUCAGCCAGAGACCCACUGUGCUUCUGCAGGGAGGACAGGCACUCAUCACCUUUGAAGAAGAGAAAGUGGCCUCGCAGAUCCUGAAGAUUGCCAAGUGUACUGUGUCUUGUGAGAACAUGACUUUGGAUGUGAAACCAAAAAGAAUAACCAUGGAUCCUGCUGUAAAGUUUGAGGUCCACCUUGAUGUUUCCAGAAAGGAGCUCAAGCUUUCCAAUGUCCCCCCCUCCAUGCCAGAGGAGAGAAUAAAGGACCGACUGGAAAUGAGUUUCUCCAGGCCCAGCAGAGGAGGGGGAGAGGUGGAGAGUGUGGAGUACGACAAGAACACUGGGACCGGACAGAUCACCUUCCUUCUCCCUGGAGUUGCUGAGAGGCUGGCACUGAGAGGAAGUUACCAUGUGGAUCUGGACUCUGAAGUGAACAUGCAGGUUGGACCCAGUUACAAAUACGAGCUGCGCAAGUUUCAGACAUUCUGUGGCGCUCCAAGGCGUACCAUCCUCCUGGAUGACAUCAAGGACAAGGAGGACGAGGAGGACCUGCAGGACCAUCUGGAAAUCCACUUCCAGAAGCCCAGCAACUAUGGUGGUGAGAUCGAGAGCAUCAAGUACAUCUCCAAGGGGAAGACUCUGCAAGCCUUUUUCUCUGAGGACUGACUUACCAGCAGGGGUCAAACCUACAUCUGAAUGAGCUCCUCCCCAUCCUUUGGGAAUCUGUCUGUCCUCUGUGAUUGUUUGAAGUAGAAAAUCAUUUGUAAUUUGUAAUAUGGUAGUAGCUAUAUGAAGAGAUUAUGAAGUAUAUUAUGGAAAUUUUACUUAUUUGCUGUCCUGCCGAGAAUGACAUUAGAAGACAUGGUGAUAUCUUGUCUGCAUUGAUGAUAUGUAUUCUUAUCAUA
Molecule: messenger RNA, 1552 nt
Organism: Epinephelus lanceolatus (giant grouper)
Lineage: Eukaryota; Metazoa; Chordata; Actinopteri; Perciformes; Serranidae
Gene: nmi
Product: N-myc (and STAT) interactor
Cellular component (GO): cytoplasm
Source: RefSeq, a predicted model, not a curated record